Dama dama (fallow deer) is the source of this 1638-nucleotide messenger RNA. RefSeq names its product ACD shelterin complex subunit and telomerase recruitment factor (gene ACD). The transcript has 12 exons. Gene Ontology annotation, biological process: telomere capping; telomere maintenance via telomerase. The record is from RefSeq and is a predicted model, not a curated record. Gene Ontology annotation, molecular function: telomeric repeat DNA binding. NCBI's taxonomy places the organism in Eukaryota, Metazoa, Chordata, Mammalia, Artiodactyla, Cervidae. Gene Ontology annotation, cellular component: telomerase holoenzyme complex; chromosome, telomeric region; shelterin complex. Bases 185 to 1516 code for a protein of 443 amino acids.
GAAUCCAAUUGAACCAAGUUCCGGACCGAGACGCGCUGGUGCGCACGCGCGGGCACGCUCCUGGGCGGGCCCUCGACCGCUGGUCCCGCCCAGACGUCCGGCGUUUCCCCUCUCGCGGCUAGGCGGGGCAGCGUCGCACGGGAAAAACGCGGGCUAGAGGCUCUCUGCGGGCUACAGCGGCGGAAUGGCAAGUUUUGGGGGCCUGGUCCUGCGACCCUGGAUUCGAGAGCUGGUCCUAGGGUCAGAGGCACUCUCAAGCCCUCGGGCGGGGCAGCUGCUCAAGGUACUGCUGGAGGCCAAGGCCCAGAGCCCGUCCGGUGUCCCUGAGCCGCCCGACGCGGAGGCCGUGCUGCUUAUAUCCGACGGGACCCACAGUAUCCGAUGCCUAGUGACGGGUGAGGCCCUGAACGCCUCAGACUGGGAGGAGAAGGAGUUCGGCUUCAGAGGGACAGAAGGCCGGAUGCUGCUGCUGCGGGACUGCAAGGUCCGCGUCCAGGUCGCCGAGGGAGACACGCCUGCGGAGUUCUACCUCCAGGUGGACAGCUUCGCUCUGCUGCCCACGGAACAACCCCGGGAACAGGUGACUGGUUGCAACGAGGACCCAGAUGUGCGGAAAAAGCUCUAUGACUGCUUGGAGGAGCACCUUUCAGAGUCCACCUCCUCCAAUGCAGGUCUUUCACUGUCCCAGCUUCUGAAUGAGGUAGAGGUGGACCAGGAGCAUCAGAAGGCAUUAGUGCGCCUGGCUGAGAGCUGUCUGAUGCUGGCAGGUCCUGACACAGCAGCCCCCAUCACCCCCUGGGCUGCCUCUCGCUGCAGAAGCACGGGAGAAGCUGUGUACACUGUCUCCAGCCUACGGCUGCACAUCUCUGAGAAUGACCAGCAAAUCCUGAGCUCUCUGGGCCCAAGUCAGAGGGCACAGGGCCCCGAGCGAUCCCCAUCACACCUGGCUCUGCAGGACCUGUCGCUGAGUCUGAUCUCCUCCCCUCCUUCUUCACCCAGUUCCUCAGGAACCCCUGCCUUACCCAGCCAGCUGCUGUCAAAGGAGAACAGUGCCAGCGUCAGCCUUCUGCCUCCUCUGCCCUUGGCUGCUCCAGACCCAGUGCAGAAGGGCAGCUCCCUGCCCCCCGGGUCCCCACAUCCCAGCCAUGUACCCAACACCCCACUCCUGAGCUGCACCCCAAGCCUGUCACGCCCUGGCCGUGCCCCCAGUGUACACCAGGCCCAUGUAAGCAGGGCCCAGAAACCUAGCCUGGAAUUCAAAGAGCUUGGGUUACCCCCCAAGACCUGGCAGCAUUCUCCAAGGACAAGAACCACCGAGGGAGCCCUGGAGUCCAGCUGUGUCUGGGACCCCCCAGAGAGGCAUCGUGAUGGUUCUGCCUUCCAGUAUGAGUACAAGCCACCUUGCCCCUCCCUGUGUGCCCAGGUCCAGGCUGCCAGGCUCCCUCCCCAGCUCGUGGCCUGGGCCUUGCAUUUUCUGAUGGAGCCACAGCCGGACUCUGAACUGACCCAGGUGUGAGGGCUCGUGGGAGGAUGUGUGCACAGGUCCAGGCCUGGGGGUGGAUAAACAGAGCUCCACACCAGCUUCCUUCGAGUUUUUUAAUAAAAUAAUCUCAUGCGGCAGAAAGGAAGAGGUCAGGG